Messenger RNA from Anopheles coluzzii, 1989 nucleotides. RefSeq lists its product as uncharacterized. NCBI's taxonomy places the organism in Eukaryota, Metazoa, Arthropoda, Insecta, Diptera, Culicidae. Bases 622 to 1989 code for a protein of 455 amino acids. The transcript is spliced from 4 exons. The record is from RefSeq and is a predicted model, not a curated record.
CAAAGGAAUAAUUAUUGCUCACAGCUGAUUGUCCCUAGAUGUGGUUCAAUUUAUGCAUGUUUGCCAACAUGCCCGUACUGCACCAAUUUAAUUGAUAUUAUCUAAAACAAUCAAUACCGAAUUAAAAUUCGCCGCAGUAAAUAGCACCGCGCAGCACGUGCUCGUUGGCAUCCACGCGCUUGCUAGUGUAGGGGAAAGAGAAUGGGAACAGCAACAAAAAAAAUCAAUACCAAACACCCACGAAAUGUGCCUCGUGACCGUGAGUGUAAGCUUGGUACUGUUUUCCCGCGCUUCCGUACGGUGGGAUUUUCUCCCUCCCAGGAUUGCUGGCGCACUGCUUGCGGUGGUAUAGAAUAUUAUUGUUUCUCCACUCUGCAACAGUUCGCAACCGACCAAGCAAGCGUUGGCAUCAGCGUCGUUGCCGGAGCAGCACGCAUGAACGGUGGCGCAUUGGGCAGUGUGUGGGUAUAUGACGCGUAAACGGCGCGUGUGGUAGAAUUCAAAGAAAUCGAUUAAACAUUCGCUCAUCCGGAGCGACGUUACAUUUUUACAACAUUGUGCGGUAAUUGUGGUGACAGAAAGUGUCCGCUAAAAAGGAAGAAAAAUCGAUCACAUGUAAUUAUGAGCAAAUCACCUGCAAGCGUAGUGUCGUCCGAUGAAACGCACAGUGCCAGUGAUGAGUCGCUGGUCAUUUCGGCCGCCACUUCACACACUUCGCUCAGAUCGGUUGGAGUGACGAAAGCGGUGCGCAAAACAUCCAAAGACGAACCGUCCACGGCCGGUGUUCCGAUGGUCAAAGAAAGACCACCGUGGCGUCCCGCAAGUCUUACCGCCGUAGUGGUGCCUCCGCCACCGAAACCCGACAUCAAAGCGCGGCUGCUUGAAGCUUCCAAGCGUAUGCGUCGCGUCAAUGCAGUGGUGCAGACCGAUCCGGUGCACACGAAGCUGAUGAAGGAGGUGUCCACCGACGAGCAAACCGAUCUGAUACCGAUGGUGGACGAGGAAAUACUGACCGAUGGCAAUCUAGUGAUCCGUGAAGUUGGCAACUGUAAUGAUUCUGACACCGUUGCGCAGAUGACGGACGGGGUGGAAACGUGCGACAGCGGAACCCAGACCGCCAUUCCCCGGAGUGGAAUAUCGUUCCGGAAGUUCCUCGAACCAAUCACCGGCCACGAGCAAAUGAUGAGCCCGGUAGCUAGCGCCUUGAGAACUCCGGAAGAAGAUCAGCUCGAGCUCGAAGGUACAAAGCCAGAGUCCGAACAGCAACACACGAAGCCUAUGUUCUCCUGCACCGAGCUGGAACCAGCGGGCGAGCGCUUUCCGAACGAUCCCACCGAACCGUGCUCGUCGCAAAGUGGCAGCGACAGCAUCAAGGAACCAAACACGCCCGACCUAAUCAGUGCGACCGUUGAAGGUGACCCAUCGCCACACCGGACGGCCGCGACACUGCUCGAAACGCCCACGUUCGCGGCCUGGCAGAAUCUCGACUUCUCCGACGAAGAGUCGGAGGGUUACGUGCCCCGGGAGCUACCCCGCCGACCGAUCGGUGAAGGUGACCGUCCGUGGGCCGACUUUAAGGAUCUGGUCAUCGGAUCGCGGGUAGCAAACAUGCGCCUUUCGCCCGUGCCGCCCCGCAAACCGCGCGCUCCCAAUCAAAAGACGGUGACGUGGAGCGACCGGCAGCACCGCGCCGUCUCGAAGCUGAUUAACGAAGCGUCCGCCCUGGUCGACAUGUUCGAUCACGUGUCGCUGCUGCUCGGGCCGGACAUUACGCUGCACAAGCUGCCGCCUCAGCAGGAGUUUCAGCUACCGCCGGCAAAGUGGGAACCACUGCUGACGAAAUCGUGCGAUCUGCUCGAGGAAAAGCUGGCCCAGGUGAGGCAUCUUUCGGUGAGUGAUUUCGACCGCCCAACACAUGAACCGAAAAUUUCGAUCACAUCUUGCACCAACUCCCCGAUGCUGUCGGAUGUCGGACCGGAGGACAUUUAA